Messenger RNA from Anisakis simplex (herring worm), 285 nucleotides. Lineage: Eukaryota; Metazoa; Nematoda; Chromadorea; Rhabditida; Anisakidae. The record is from the annotation of a GenBank genome assembly.
AUGAUGAUGGACUCCUUUGGACAUUCAUUUUUGUUUGAGUUCGAUGAAGUUUUGCUGGUUUUGUGGGAACCGGUCGAUAUCACAUCCGGAUUGGUCAUAUGGCUAACGGCUCGAGCUAUCCGAAAACGUGAUCCGUACAUGUAUCCUCGAGGACGAACGCGUUUGCAACCGAUUGCUUUAAUAAUCGUCUCGGUGAUAAUGGGUGUAGCCUCGAUGCAAAUGAUCGUGCAGUCUCUCGAAUCCGUCAUCCGUCAGAACGUUGAUCCGCACGUCAACUUGAUAUCU